AUACAACCUCGAACACCGCCCGGCACUUAUGCUGCACGGUACAAGGCCCGAUCAUCAUCCACCAAGUACAAUUGGCGCAGCCUAAGCCGCCAAAAUGGCUUGGAAGGGAAGCGAGCGGCUGAUGGACACCAUCCGGCACUAUGCCAGCUUCCCUGCUACCGGCGUGAGCCUGCGCCAGAUGGUGCAGUUUGGCGAGAAGCCGUCAACUGGGACACUAUUCCGCGCUUCGCAGUUCCUCGCCGAGGAGCUGCCCAUCCGACUCGCCCACCGUGUCCAAGAGCUCGAAACCCUACCAGACGGCCUCAACGAGAUGCCCUCGGUGAAGAAGGUGGCCGAUUGGUACGCACAAUCGUUCGAGGAAAUUACAACAUUGCCCAGGCCGGAUCUCGGCAAGGAGGUACGAGAGAGAUUGAUGCGGCCCUCGAGGAUAUCCGGGAGAAACACAUCUUGGCUGAGCGAAGCGACACCAAACCCGAGCAUCGAGGAGGGGCAGUACAACUCGUGGAACGGCAACGGCAACGGCAACGGCUGGUCCAAGGGCAGGUUCCCCGCAACGAGGAGGUACUUCGCAAUGGUCGACGACACGGGCGACUGGCCGCCUGAGCUACAAUUGUAUAACAUGAAAUUUGCCCAGGCGUUGCAUCGCAUCAAGAGGCGGCACGACAGCGUGGUUACCACCAUGGCACAGGGCAUCCUCGAGUACAAACGCAAACGACAACGGAUGCAGAUCGACAGCAAUAUACAAUCAUUCCUGGACCGCUUCUACAUGUCACGCAUCGGGAUACGGAUGCUCAUCGGCCAGCACAUUGCUCUGACCGAUCAGAGCCACUACCGGGAUCCCUCCUACGUCGGCAUCAUCUGCACAAAGACAUACGUCAAGGAUCUGGCGCAGGAGGCUAUCGAGAACGCGCGCUUUGUCUGCGAGGAUCAUUACGGCUUGUUUGAGGCACCCAAGAUCCAGCUCGUGUGCGAUCCCACCCUCAACUUCAUGUAUGUGCCAGGUCACCUGUCGCACAUGCUCUUCGAGACGCUCAAGAACUCGCUGCGCGCCGUGGUCGAGACGCACGGUCAAGACAAGCAGGAGUUCCCUGUCACCAAGGUGAUCGUGGCCGAGGGAAAGGAGGAUAUCACUAUAAAAGUUUCAGACGAAGGCGGCGGUAUCCCGCGGAGUGCCAUACCGCUGGUCUGGACGUACAUGUACACCACUGUCGACAGGACACCAAACCUCGACCCGGACUUUGACAAGAGCGACUUCAAGGCACCCAUGGCCGGGUUCGGCUACGGAUUGCCGAUAUCACGACUGUACGCGAGGUACUUUGGCGGUGACCUCAAGCUCAUAAGCAUGGAAGGCUACGGCACGGACGUCUACCUCCACCUGAACCGCCUGUCAAGCUCGUCGGAGCCCUUGCAAUAGCAAUCAGCAGUCAUGAGGGGUACCGGUACGUCUGCAUCGCCCCGAGGAUUGACGCUGCCAAUGCGAUACCUGAUGCGCAAGCGCCUCAAGAACCUGGCCCCGCUCGAGAUUACCGAGCGCAGGCAGGUCGGUGACGUCGAGGCUAUCUUUAAGCCGCCGCGAUCUGCCGCCGCCGACUCGCAGCACCCCC
Messenger RNA from Chaetomium fimeti, 1604 nucleotides. RefSeq names its product mitochondrial branched-chain alpha-ketoacid dehydrogenase kinase-domain-containing protein. Gene Ontology annotation, cellular component: mitochondrion. The record is from RefSeq and is a predicted model, not a curated record. Gene Ontology annotation, biological process: regulation of glucose metabolic process; protein phosphorylation. The transcript is spliced from 4 exons. Bases 95 to 1414 code for a protein of 439 amino acids. Gene Ontology annotation, molecular function: pyruvate dehydrogenase (acetyl-transferring) kinase activity. NCBI's taxonomy places the organism in Eukaryota, Fungi, Ascomycota, Sordariomycetes, Sordariales, Chaetomiaceae.